UGGCGGUGAAAUCUUCCGUGCAACGAGUUCCUCGCCGCGGGAAACCUCUGGCAUGCCGAGCGUGUUCCCGUACGGCAGUGGCGUUGGCGAUGGGGAUGGCAGCGGGUUCUCCAGCGGCGCCCGGGGCUCGGUGACGGAUGCCAUGGCGGUGCCGACACGGCCUGGCCGGGCGCUGACCGUGUUCUUCAGCCUGCGGGUCACCAACAUGGCGUUCUCCGCCGAUCUGUUCAACAAGAGCUCGCUGGAGUACAAAACCCUGGAGCAACGCUUCCAGCAGCUGCUGGUCCCGUACCUGGAGUCCAACCUGAACAGCUUCCAGAACCUGGAGAUCCUGAACUUCAGGAACGGCAGCGUGGUCGUCAACAGCAGGAUGCGUUUCGGCCGCCCGCCCCCCCGCGGCGUCACCGACGUCGUCUACCUCGUCCUGGAAGACCUCGCAGACACCGCCUUCCACACCAUGAACAUCAGCAUCGACAAGUACUCGCUGGACGUCCAAUCAGGUGAGCGUGCCGACCCAUGUAAGUUCCAGAUGUGUAACGCGGCCUCCAGCUGUGUGGUGAACCGCUGGUCUGGCGAGGCGGAGUGUGUGUGCGCGGCGGGCUACGUGAGCGUGGACGGCCUGCCGUGUCAGAGCGUCUGCGACGUGCAGCCGAACUUCUGCCACAACGACGGGAAGUGUGACGUCAUCGAAGGCAAGGGCGCCAUCUGCAGGUGUCGUGUGGGAGAGAACUGGUGGUACCGUGGUGAGCGCUGCGAGGAGUAUGUUUCGGAGACUCUGGUGGUCGGCAUCGCCGUUGCCUCGGUGAUGGGGUUCCUGGUGGUGACGGCGGCCAUCGUCUUCUUCCUGGCGAGGACGCUGAGAGAGCAGUACGACACCGAGGACUCAGAGGACCCGCUACGAUGGGGCAACAGUGUGCCGACGCUGGAGCGGGCCGUUAAGUUCAACCCCGUGUUCGAGAGCGAGCCGGUCUCCGUCCAGUCCUACCGUCGCUAUGACGACGAUGAGCUGAGCCGGAACGGCGGCGGCCACAGAGCGUUCGCCAGCGAUGAGAUACGACACAUCUACGAAGACAAAACGCUCUCCCAACAGGAGAUGGAGGAGCGUCUGAGGAUCAUCCAGCUAUGUUCCACAGAUCAACAUUUUGCAGAUUUUGUGCGACAGACUCAAGCAUGCCUGGAGAGGAGAGCGAGCACCAACACAUAGCGACUACUUCAGAAAGCUGCCUUCGUCUCUGAUUGGUUCGGCCACCUCGCUGAGCCUGUGACGUCACUUGUUUCCGGUUGUCUCCAUGGCGACUGGACCGUUUUAAAGCCACCACUCAGCUGCUUAACUAACCUCAAUGUUUACAUUUCUCAACCAAUGCUGGACUGUUCCCAGAUCAUCUGUCUCCUAGCAACAAACUCCACAAACAACAACAGGGUUUUUUUCCGCUUUCCGUAACUUUUCUAUUUCCUGUAACGCUGCCUCCGUUUGUCGCCAUGGAAACCCAAAUACAAGCUGCUUCCUGCAGCGCGAGUUAGUCACUU
This is a messenger RNA of Sander lucioperca (pikeperch), 1527 nucleotides long. Its product is annotated as interphotoreceptor matrix proteoglycan 2-like. The record is from RefSeq and is a predicted model, not a curated record. The transcript is spliced from 8 exons. Gene Ontology annotation, biological process: visual perception. NCBI's taxonomy places the organism in Eukaryota, Metazoa, Chordata, Actinopteri, Perciformes, Percidae. The coding region runs from base 53 to 1204 and encodes 383 amino acids.